Messenger RNA from Symsagittifera roscoffensis, 5943 nucleotides. RefSeq lists its product as uncharacterized. Bases 1507 to 5598 code for a protein of 1363 amino acids. Gene Ontology annotation, molecular function: SMAD binding; DNA-binding transcription factor activity, RNA polymerase II-specific; RNA polymerase II cis-regulatory region sequence-specific DNA binding. The record is from RefSeq and is a predicted model, not a curated record. Lineage: Eukaryota; Metazoa; Xenacoelomorpha; Acoela; Convolutidae. Gene Ontology annotation, cellular component: nucleus. The transcript is spliced from 4 exons. Gene Ontology annotation, biological process: negative regulation of BMP signaling pathway.
AUUAAUGCGAAAUAGUCUAAGCUAUUUGAAACAUUCAGGCGUCACUUAUCACUCCAUGCAAAGAUUAUUAAUCAGGGACUAGUUUGGGUCUCAGUGAAAGUUCAUCUGAACAGAAACGAGUUCGGUUGAUAAGACAAUAUACAUGGCCCAAUAUUACCCAAAUUUGUUUCUUAUUAGCGCAACAAAUCCGAUUAAUCAACUAUUCUAAUUUUCGCUAACAUUAGUGUUACUUUUGUGAUGUUGUAUCAUUCUUUUAAUCUUUAAAUCUUCUUCACAUUUUGUCUUUUGUUUCAAUCCUAAAGUAGUUAUUUUUUUAUGAAAACAAAUGAAGUUUUGUCGCCUAAACCACGUUAUUAUUCCGCGGGCGAAAGUUAGACCGCCAAAUUGUAAAUCAAAUCGACAUUGAAAUACAUUUUGAAGAUAUUUGACUACCUCAAACGUUAAAAAAUGCAUCAAAGAGAAAUUAUUAACAAAAGUCAAUAUUUUUCUAAGGCGGUUUAUUUCGAAUUCAUUUAGUAUUUUUCUUCUGUUUUUGUUAUUUGUCGCUCUGAAUACUUGAAUUGUUUGCCUGUUUUAUACAAGGUUCAAUCGUUAAGUUUGAACUGUUGUUUUGUCGUGAAAUACCUGUAUGCGAGUUCGACUGUUUCUAAACAUCGUGCCGAGUAGACAAAACAUCGUGCGGAAUGGAAUUAUUUACUGGGGAGGCAAAGUUUGUCUGAGUUAGUUUUGGGCGGUGUUUACUGAGGCAAUCAACCAUUUACUUUAGCAGUUGGUUACAACUUAAUUGCAAAUACAAAUCGAAAAAGUUGGAUUCAUGGCGUUUUUGAUAAACAAUAUUUAACGAGAGUAUUCUUCAAUCAUUUCGAAACUAUUUAAAUGAUUUUUUUGAACUGUUACUGUUUCUUUGAGAAAAUGUUUAUUUAUGUUCUUGUUAAAAUCUUCAGUUAACCAGAGAACUGAAUUGUCUAGACGCAGAUGUUGAAAUAACGCUUCAAUAAACUAACCUUUAUUUUUUGUUACUAGCCGCCCUUAUCGUUCAAUUUAUUAUAGCCACCGCCUGAAAACUGUCGUUUUACUGUAACGCAUCGUUAAAAACCAAAGUAUCUAAAAAGACACUUUAAAGUUAAAGUUCAAUUUUAUUCACUCAAGAUACUUAUUCUGAGCCAGCAUAAGUUAACACUUGUUUUCAGGCGACAUAAACUAAGAUUCCGCGUAAUUUCCCAGCAAAUGAAAGCGUUUAGUUUUAUUCAAUCUUUUAUUUUUAUCCCAGAUUUUUUAUAUAUUUUCCUUAUCGAAUAAUCGCAAUUGUCGCUUUAUCUACACAGCACAGAUUUGUUGAAACAAUAUUUCUGACUCUGUUGUUUGUUAAUAGGUCGUUUUUACGCUAAUUUAUUUCCUCUUUUAUUGAAUCGUCGCAUCUUUUGCUUAAAGUUCACCUCUCUUUCUUGCUUAGUUUUUUUCAAUCAGUUGGAACUUAUUGUGAGUAAUAAUAUUGGUCCAUUUGACAUGGCAUUCAACAUGCCGUAUAUGCCAUUUUGCCCACCUAGGUUCCCUAGAGCGCCUCCUUGGGGUUCGAACUUCAGCCAACAACAGCCCUCUCCAUUCGCACUCCCCUCACUGUCACCGCCCGAUAUCCCAACACAGCCGCCAUCGACUUCUCUGCCCGUACUGGGAACUGAGAAUCAUCGCCGUUACUUGGACUGGAAGAAGCUAGCCCACACCUACCCUUCGCUUUUCGACACUCCUUCACAACAUUACAAUCGGGCAAACCAUGCGGCGGUUUUGAACACUAUCAGAAGGAGGAACCAUCACGACAUUGGGAUCCCAGCAGCACCUCAAAUGCACCCGGCUCGGUUGGACCCAAGAUUAAAAGAUUUAGCGGAGCUGAAUACCUUUUUUGCCAACAUUUCACAGGGUAUUAUCACACCAUCAGGCGACAAAUGUAGUCAAAGAACAGCGGGAAGUCGUCCGUUUCUGAACGCCUCUCGACCUCCAUUGCCGCCACUGAUUCUACCCCCGACUCCGAUUGCCUCGAUAUCGCCGCAAGAAACUCAAAAAAUCUUUUCUGAUAUCGAUGAUGUCACUCCUGAUGAGAAUGAAAAUUUAAUCACGAGACAUCAUCUGACCAAAUUGAGCAGCAAAACCAACGACCGAAAUAUUCAAGUUUUUGAUAAUAAAAAAUUGAGCCCCGAAGAUGUUGUUCUGAUUGAAGACGACGAAGAUGAGAGUUCUGAUCUAUUUGUUCUUGAUUACGCGGAAAUCGCGGGUCAAAAAUUGGCCGUUCUGUUUUUCGAUUCUGGCGAACCGUACUUCUGUGUGAAUGAAAUCCUGGAAAAACUGCUUCCGGAUGUUGACAACUCAGUGGCGAAACUGGACAAAGUUUCAAAACAGUUCAACUGGAUUUUGCCACGACUUGCUACUUCAGGGCAGCUGAAACUGCUGAAAAGUCACUCAAUAAUUAAUGAAGCGGAUCCGUUUUGCGGUUUAAUCCAGCGCUCGCUUGCAGAAUAUCUUGUCCAAUGGUGCUGUAUGCACAAGCAUUCAUCUGAUAAUCGUAAAAUUGAUUAUUCUUCAGAAAGUGUUUCAGCAAGAAUUGACGACGGAAUAAUCGUCCAUCAUCAAUGUUUUGGUUCAAACGAAGGAGUUUUCCUGACGGAUAUUUCAAAAGAUUCACUUGAUAUCUCUUUGGAUCCAUGCGUACAAUGUUUGACAUGUAACAGAGUCCUAACUUGUCAGCAGUUUGUUUGUCACAGUCACAAUGUACCUUCAAACGAGCAUCAUUGGGGGUUCAAUUCGAAUAUGUGGUAUUUAUACUUGCAAGUAAAGGAAAAACAGUCCAAUUUCAGCACAAAGCUGCUGUUAUGGACGAAAUUUUUAGAAAAAUUUUGUAGCAUUUCAGACAAAGUCGCACACGAAAACGUAAUGGAUUUUUCCAAAAAAUCAUUUUAUAAUUUCGUUGAAACUUCGAGCUCUGAUGGCGAAUUGACUGAUGAUCAACUUAACCGAGCAGACUCAAAUUUGUUUUCAAGUUCUAAUUAUAACUCAGAAAGCGAAGAGAUAAAACACGAGCUGAGUAUUGACGAGGAAGAUGAAAUUCCGACUGUUGAAAUUGGCGACUCAUCGCUGGGGGACGAAGAUGAAGUCGGGUCUGGAGCCGAAGAUGACGAAGUUGAAGUGUGUGACUCCGUGACACCAGCAGCCGAAGUUGAGUCCGACUCAGAUCCAACUGCUGGUCGAGAGAUCGACGAUGAGAAGAAGACCAUUUCAGAAACACAUUCAGCACAUCAGGUUGAAGUGAAACUCGAGAUCUUUGAGGUUUGUGACUCAGUAGAAGCAUCAGAUUCAAUGGGUGAACCGGCAGCAGAAUCAUUCGCCACGGGGUUAAAUCUGUCCUUGCGAGACGUUGAACACUUACCACUACCUGAUUUUGACUCUUCGGGCCAUGCACGCCUAUUUCAAGGUCAACUUCAGGGAUUGCCAGGUCAAUGUCAGCGGCUUGCAGGUCAUGAACAUCCGGACUCAUUGGGUCAUUUGUCUUCAUUUCAAGGUCACGGAUCACCUUGUCAGGUUCAGGGUCCAUCAGGAUUCCACGAGGUGAUGAGGUAUCCUCCGAGAGCUAAAUCGGAAUUGAUUCCCGAAACCAAUUGGGCUGUGAGUGAUUCUACAUUGGAUGUCACUCUGGUGCCUAGAUGUCUCAGUGCGGGAAUUGUGGACUGUUAUUACGACUCGGUACCUGUCGGCAGUUCGACCGACGGGCACCAAAACAUUAUUAUGUUGAGGAGCAGUGUUGAACCGUUAAAUAUCGACGUAGGAAAUGAGAGCGCGCUCCAAUUAGAUCAAACUUCCAAAAAUUUGACCAAUUCGGCAGUCGGAACUUUCGGUGACCUUCCUUCCUCCGCAGUUUCCCAGCUUUCGUUUGCGUUGGAUGUCAAGAAGGAUUGGCCUCUGGAUUCGGUAUUGGGACGGUUUUAUUCUCUCCAGCAACUGAAACUUACCGGUGAAGUGGAAUUGAACUUAAAUCGAGAUCUGGUCGAAACUGCAGAUGAAAGUGGACCAUUAGAUUUGUCUGUAAAAGAUAAAAAUGUCUCGCCAGAAAUUCAAGUAGAAAGCCGAUUGCCUACGUCUUUUGCACAUUUGAAGCGAGCCCGAAGUCCCAUUUCACCCGAAUUGGUGACAGCCAAGAAACGAGCAAGUAAAACCGCGAGCCUCGAGGAGCAUCGAAGUGUGUCAUCUUCGCCCCAAGUCGGAGCGUCAAAAAUUCAUCCGAGAAAUGUUGCAAUGAGCGUCUCGCCUGCUAAUAUAUUCAGCCUUAACAAAAGUUCAAGUGAUGGUCAAGGAUCAACAAACAAUCACAGCCAUGUAAUAAAUGGCUCCGAAGUAAGAAACGGUCACGCUUAUAUGUCAAAUUUGCCAGACAAUUUAGUUGCAGGAGUUAACCGAAUUUCGGUUCCAAAUCAUGAAAUUGGCAAGGCGAGUCCUUUUCACAAUCAGUUCUUGGGAAUGUCAAGAGUUCCCGAAAAUUUGUUAUCGAAGCACUACCCGGUAGCUACUCCUGGCCAUUUAAAUGGGGGCCAUAACACUCGGUUAUUGAAUCGCACUAAGGAGUUCCCUCCCAGACUAUCACCUGAACAUCUUCUAGAAUAUUCCACGUCUCUUUUGACAUCAGAAGUAUCAAAAUUACCUCUCAAUUCUCAGCAGCAGUAUCACCUCAAUAGGAUAGCACACUCGAUCAAAUCUCAAGUGGCGUCCCUUCAAAAUCAACACCGGGUUCUCAUGAAUCAUAGGUCAGAAGUGAUGAAAGGACUCCUGGCAGAAAUUGAGAGUCUUAAGUCGAAUAGUCGACAGACAACACAACCACCUGCCAUGUGCUCUGGAACUACUCCUAUGAUCGGAUCCGGAUCCAGUUCGGGAUUCGGGAUAGCCUCGCUAAACAGUCAUGGAAACUCUCCGAUAUCAGUUGUCGAAAGACAAAGACUUCUAAUGAAUCACAACGGAGUGAUCAAUCAUAGUCCCCAUCCCCAGCAGACAUAUCAUCACCACAAGGAGCACAUGUUACCCAGACCUCCAACUUUACCAUUCCAACCUCCGCCUUUUCAACCGCCAAAUAGUCCAGCUCAUGCUAGUCAUUUUUUGCACGCUUAUAAUCAUUUGCGACGCCAGCAGCAGCAGAAUCUAAAUACGAAUCCAGUAGCACCGCCGCCAUUUGGUUUGUCUAAUCUCGAGGGGAUGGGUUUGCAUCAGAACUUAUCUCACCCCCUCUCUAAUCACAAUCGGGGCCUUCUACCCAACUCCGGACUGGCUGUUCACAGAAUACACCAACAAAACUCACAAAACCUCAGUCAGAAUUUGAACAGCAAUUUGAACUCAGGGAAUUUUCACAAUAGCUCAAAUUCAUCACUCGCCUCAUCUGCGUCGCCUGCGGCGGCGUCUGUGGUCACGGGGGGCUACCCGGUAGCACCGGGCGUCUGCGAUGGUCGCUUCUUGUCGUCCCCGCGACACCAUAUGGAGUACGAGCGCUUCUUAGCUCAUUGCUCCCCACCUCAAAAACCAAAACUGCCUUUUUCUAUGCGUCAAGUUCCGGCCGACAUUCUUACAUAACCAAAUGUAUUUUCUACCGUGAAUUAGACAUUACAUAAUCAGUAAUUUUGAAGAUCUGCCAUUCUUUCAAUAGUUAGAAUAGUAUAAUAUCAGUAGAUUCCAUGUCUGAAGAGCGUUUAUGGAGUCCAAUUUGAUCUGAAAUAAAUUGAGUAAUCAAACGUCAUUUCUUACUGCUUUAUUGAAAAAUUAAAAAUUAAACUUAUAAAUAAUGCUUGUGUAUAUCUUCGCUUUCCUUUUGCCUUUCUGAUGUAAUAAUUUGAAAUUUAUUUUCCUUGUGUACAAUAUGUCGAUGAAUAGUUUAAAGCGAUUGUUCCUUUAAGUAAACUGAUUACUUCCUUCCGCAAU